GAAAGCAUUCAGUGUAUUAAUUUGUGCAUCGAAGGUUUUCGUUACAGAAAAGUUACAACAACAACAAAAAAACGUAUUUUUUCUCGAUUUUAUUGCCUCUACUCAUAUAUGGGUUAAACGAACAUAAUAAAAGCAUAAAAUAAGCUGAAACAAAAACACGUUUAAAAUUCUUGCAAUAUAACAUCGGCACAUGAAUAUAGAAAACAGUGGCUUAUUAUUUGUGUUGUGAAUGUUAAAAUUUCAUUUCAUACCAAAUUGUUUAUUACAUGGAAGUAUCCCAUACUGUAUACAAACAAACACAUACUGUACACUGGGUGAGGUAUUGUGCAUAUAUGAUCGAUUCAAUUUUUAAAUAAACAGAAACACUUAAAACGUCUAUGAAAUUGUUGGAUGGUGAAAACAACUCGAUUCUCGGCAAAAUUCAAAAAUGUAUAUUUGAGUAAAAAUUGAAGUAAAAGUUCGAUUUUACUGACAUUUUUUGUUGUUGUGUUAUAUGCAAAAGCACGACCUUAAUGUAACCACAAGCACUACCAGAUAUAUAUACCUGGUGAUUCGAAGAGCAUCAUUCGCGAAGAACUGUUGUCUGGCUAGAGCACACGGUAAAAUUUAUAUUUUAUUAUAAAUUUUGUCGAUCUAAAUGUAUGUACGGUGAAAGCUGGUGUGUAUACGGACGGCCAGAUAUAUUAUACUCAACAUAUAUACGGUUCAAAUUUGUGUGAAAGUAGAAAAUUAUCAACGAAAAAUUAAAUUUGGUGAAUUUUUUUUGUAAUUAAUAAAAUUAGUUUAAAGCCGACGUAUAAUAAUAAUAUUAGCACGAGAUGAUUUAAGUUGGUUAACAACAACAACAACAGCAGCAGCCAAAUCGUCCGAACAUAAUAUUUAAAAAAAAGAAUGUGAAAUGAGAUCAAUUUGAAGUAAAAAAAUCAGUUUAAUGAAAUCAUUUUAAUGUGCAAAGUGGAAGUGCAAAGUUAUUUAUAUUAUCUGGUAAUUAGCAUGUAAAAAUAUGUUUUGUUUCAAUUUGAGAUGCCCAACAGCGUUAACAUAUUGGAUACUGUACAUGGUAUUCUGUAGCUGGAGCACAGCUAAUGCAAUCAAAUGGCCAACAAAAGAACAAGAGGCAAACGAUGAAGUCAACGAUGCUAAAAUGAUUGUGGCCGUACAGCGUUCGAUGCAUGAGUGGGAAAAGAGUAAAUUGCACAAGCACCAUCGAAAGAAACGGGCUGACAAAAGUGUUUGUUAUGGAGAACUGGGCUGUUUCGAAGAUUCCGGACCGUUUGGCUAUUUGGAUAUGUUGCCGUCAUCACCGGAAGAGAUCGAUACUCGAUUUUAUUUUUAUUCGACAAAGAAUAGAACUGAUCGUCCGUUAGUCGAUCUAUCGUACAUGAACAUGACUGAUGUAUGGACACAACUGAGUGAGAAUGGAACCAGCGAAUCGAAUUCGAAUAAAAAAAUUGUCCAAUCACUGAAAUCGUUCGACGGACUGGACAAGAUGUCGGUUCGGGUUAUUGUUCAUGGUUUCGGUUCGAGUUGCUCGCAUGUUUGGAUUUACGAAAUGAGGACUGCGUUAAUGGCAGUUGAAGAUUGUGUUGUUAUAUGUAUUGACUGGGAGAAUGGUGCAAAUUUGCCAAAUUAUGUGAGAGCAGCUGCUAACACAAGACUUGUUGGCAAGCAACUGGCGAUUCUUAUACGAAAUUUACAAAAACACAAAGGACUCGAUUUAUCUCGUGUGCAUCUAAUAGGGUUCAGUCUUGGCGCUCAUGUGUCUGGAUUCGCUGGAGCUGAACUUCCAGGAUUAAGUCGAAUAACUGGUUUGGAUCCAGCCGGACCUUUGUUCGAAUCACAGCAUCCGAAGGCACGUCUCGACAGUACAGAUGCAAAUUUUAUCGAUGUCAUUCAUUCUAAUGGAGAAAAUUUGAUAUUGGGAGGAUUAGGUUCAUGGCAGCCGAUGGGUGACGUUGACUUUUAUCCCAACGGAGGACGAGUGCAAAACGGAUGCUCGAAUUUAUUUGUUGGAGCAGUAACCGAUUUUAUCUGGUCUCCGGCAGCAGCUGUCGAAGGACGAUCAUUAUGUAAUCAUCGUCGGGCCUAUAAAUUUUUCAUCGACUCCGUAGCACCGCGGUGUUUAUUCCCAUCGUUUCCAUGUGAAAGUUACGAUGACUUUUUGAAGGGACACUGUUUCCCGUGUGACAGAGCACAGGAGGCUUCGUCGGACGCGAAAUGUGGCAACAUGGGAUACUAUGCGGAUCGAUCGACUGGUAGGGGACAACUGUAUUUGGUGACCCGUGAAGAGGAACCAUUUUGUGCGCAUCAGUUCAAUAUUGAAAUACACAGCUCGGAAAACUACUUACCUCUUCGCACACUGGGCAAAUUGGAAGCAAUUCUAGAGGGAGAUGGGUCGCUUAACGAAACGUUCAGCAUCACAGAAAAGGACGAUGCUGAAUUUGUUGCUGGUGAAGUUAUAUCGAGAAUUUUGGUUCCACAUCCUGCGCUGGGAUUUCCUCACAGCAUUACCUUGAUGUACAAGUCAUACAGUGGAUGGCUCUCGAAAGGACUUCCCAGUUGGACUAUCCAUAAAGUUGUACUGACUGACAGUUUUGGUGAAAGUAAGUCCAUUUGUCGUCGCGAUAUAACUUUAAUGUCCGAAGUUCCGGUGUAUUUGGACCUCAAAAAUGGAAAUUGUUACACGCCCGAUGAAAAUGACAUAACAUACAGCCCGGAACUGAAUAAGCCGUCUCGAGAAACUAUCUCCUCGAAGUACGACAAGGAAUCAAGCAAAGACGAAAAGUUAAAAUAUUUUGAUAACGACGCGGACAAAUUUCGAGAGAAGAAGGAUGUUAUCAAUCUGGGAACGAAUUUCAAAAUAACCCAGAACAAUACAUACACCUAUUCGGAACCGACAGACCAACUGCCAUGGCAACCGAUAUUAGACGGGAAUUCGUUGGACAAAAGUGAUGCCACCGAAUCGAGUCGAAUGUUUCCAGUUAUCGUUGAACCGAUCGUAAAGAGUCGUAAAGUUGUUGCCACUGAAUCACGGAAUCAAUCGAAAGAAACGGGUCGUUCACUAUCGCCCAACGAUGAUACGAUAUUUCCGGAACAAUCCGCCUCAAAGAUGGACGAGACAACAUCCAAACCUACCACCGAACAGUCAAGACUCAACAAAAUUAAAAACGCUUUUGUACCGUCCAACGAAGUGACUCGUUCACGUGAGAAUACAUUUUUCACAAUUCAGCUGUUACCAUUUAAGUUGGGUGACCUAUUCGAACGAGCCGAACGUUACGCUCGCGAAACUUUACUACCAUUGAUCUCAGAACAGGCCCCCAGAUUCUUCGGCUUUGGAGUGGGCGACCCGAAAAGUGAUAAGUCACCAAAGUACUUUCCUCCGCUAGGCGAAAUAUCGGAGGAAACAAAUGACGCUACUGUUGUUAGCGAACGAAAAUUGGACAUGCCACCGUCAUUGGCCAAUUCCACAUUGGUCGAACUGGAUGACGAAAUUAACAAAAACGGUGCGGAGCUAAGUGAUAAUGCUGAUAAUGUUGCCGACGAUGACAUCGAAAGCAAUUCAACACAGACUGCUGAACUGGAAACGGCCGAAUCACAAGUGGGCGAAUCAAGAAGCAGCAAAAACAUAUUAAGUUUGCUACGGACCGACAAAAGUAGGAAAAUCAUUCCAGUGACGAAAGCAGCACAGUCCGCCGAACGACGAAAUUAUUAUACGGAAUUCAGUGCGGGUAACAUUGAUGAGGAUUUACGUAUCGUGCAUAUCGAUCUGCCCACAUAUAAGCCACCGCCACUGAUAUCGACUUUGUUUCCGUAUAAAUUUGUUAAAUCGACUGAAGAUGAGAUUCGAGUUGUGCCGGUUGAAAGCAAUGGUAAUCAACGGUAACCGCGGAACGGGAAACCAACUCGAGUCACCUUGAUAUUUGAAUGAUCUUAACCUUUUAGAAACGGCUACUCAUCUGUUACAUCGACAACAACGACACAAGGUAAGCGAUGAGACUCUGGGUGGUGUUCACUUAUUAUUAAAAUAGCAAAGUUUACGUUAAAACGGAGUGUAAAAAAUUUAGUUAAGGGACAGAUUUAGUUAUUAUGCCGUGAUACGCUUGCCGUUUGUAAAAGGUUUUAAUGAAGCGAUAUUGUUGAACGUUAUUAUGCUAGCUAAUAAUUUCAAUAAAUUCUAGUCGAAGAUUGACUACAACUGAA
This is a messenger RNA of Bradysia coprophila, 4200 nucleotides long. RefSeq lists its product as uncharacterized. Gene Ontology annotation, molecular function: lipase activity. Gene Ontology annotation, biological process: lipid catabolic process. The record is from RefSeq and is a predicted model, not a curated record. NCBI's taxonomy places the organism in Eukaryota, Metazoa, Arthropoda, Insecta, Diptera, Sciaridae.